Messenger RNA from Odocoileus virginianus texanus, 731 nucleotides. The record is from RefSeq and is a predicted model, not a curated record. NCBI's taxonomy places the organism in Eukaryota, Metazoa, Chordata, Mammalia, Artiodactyla, Cervidae.
CACUGCGGAGGCAGCGGCCCUGGAGCGGGAGCUGCUGGAGGACUAUCGCUUUGGGCGGCAGCAGCUGGUGGAGUGGUGUGGCCAUGCCAGUGCCGUGGCGGUGACCAAGGCGUUCCCUCUGCCCGCUCUCGCCCGGAAGCAGAGGACGGCGCUGGUCGUGUGCGGCCCAGAGCAGAACGGAGCGGUGGGGCUGGUGUGCGCGCGGCACCUGCGGGUGUUCGAGUACGAACCCACCAUCUUCUACCCCACACGCUCACUGGACCCACUGCACCGGGACCUGACUACUCAGUGUGAGAAGAUGGACAUUCCCUUCCUGUCCUACCUGCCUGCUGAGGUCCAGCUCAUCAACAACGCCUACAGGCUGGUGGUGGACGCUGUGCUGGGCCCUGGCAUGGAGCCAGGCGAGGUUGGGGGUCCCUGCACACGUGCGCUGGCCACGCUCAAGCUACUGUCCAUCCCCCUUGUGAGCCUGGACAUCCCCUCAGGCUGGGACCCAGAGACUGGCGGCGAUGGCGAGGACGGGCUACGACCCGACGUGCUCGUAUCGCUAGCGGCGCCCAAGCGCUGCGCCGGCCGCUUCUCCGGGCGCCACCACUUCGUGGCGGGCAGGUUCGUGCCCGACGACGUGCGCCGAAAGUUCGCUCUGCGCCUGCCGGGGUACACGGGCACCGACUGCAUCGCGGCGCUUUGACAGGCGCCCGCGCCAAUAAACAGACGUACCCCCACUGCCA